UCAAGAUAAAACCAGGAUAAAUGUAGAUAGGCCCGCCACAUAUGUCAGAUUAAGGCCACUUUUGAUAUAGGAAACAAAUUCCUAGACUUCUCUAAAAUUUUACAUUUUCCUGUCCAGAGAGCCUGUGUUCAAGUAUGCCCUCUCCUAUUUGCUGCAGAUGCAACGAGGAGAUCUGGCCCAGGGCCAUCCACAGCUUGGGCAAGUCCUACCAUCCGCACCACUUCACCUGCACGGACUGCGGCCUGGUGGUGGAUCCCAAGCUGUUCUUCGCGGUGGCGGACGAGGUGGUCUGCAGUGAGUGCUACCUGGGCAAGCAUGUCGCCCGGUGCUCCGCCUGCCGGACUCCGAUCCUGGAGCGCGGCGUGGCCACCGGGGGGCGCAAGUGGCACGAAAAGUGUUUCCGGUGCGUGAGCUGCAGCAGACCGCUGGUCUCGGCGACCUUUUUCGAAAUUAACGGAUACCUCUUCUGCAAGUCACAUUUCCGGGAACUGUUUUCGUCCCGCUGCGCCGGCUGUGCCAAGCCCAUCGACGAACGAGCCGUCGUCGCGCUGAGCACCAAGUGGCAUGCGAAGUGCUUCAGGUGCCACAUCUGCCACCGAAGGAUCACAGCCUCCCAGUUUGGGAUCCAGCAAGGACGCCCCGUCUGCCUCGGCUGCCAAACCAGCGUUCCGAGUCCCCAAAAUUUGUGUGCCCCAUAAACGUCUAGUCUCUAA
This is a messenger RNA of Drosophila biarmipes, 713 nucleotides long. Its product is annotated as transforming growth factor beta-1-induced transcript 1 protein. Lineage: Eukaryota; Metazoa; Arthropoda; Insecta; Diptera; Drosophilidae. Gene Ontology annotation, molecular function: transcription coregulator activity. The transcript has a single exon. Bases 135 to 698 code for a protein of 187 amino acids. Gene Ontology annotation, cellular component: Z disc; nucleus. The record is from RefSeq and is a predicted model, not a curated record.